AUGUAUGGAAGAUUGACUAGGAUUCUGCAGUCGCUGCAGGAGGAGCAGCAGGAGCUGGAGCAGACCGUGCAGCAGUAUGACGUGGAGCUGCGAGACGCGGCUGAAGAUCUCCUGCAGCUCCAGCAGGAAGUGGCUUACACCAGAGCACACGCAGAGAGCAUGCAUCUACGCAUCACUCCGCUGCAGGACUUAUUCGAGGAGAUGAUACAGGUGAAACACCAGCUGGCUGAGCUGGUCGCUGGCCUUAUAACUGCUGAAAGUUCAGUGGCUGAGAUGACAGAAGAAGCUCCUGGUGUCGUUUUGAGCCAGGAUUUGGAAAGACAUGUGGAUGUUGUAGAAAGUGAGAAGAUCUUGUCCAAACUGGAAGGAGAAGAAGUGAAUGAUGUUGAGCAGGAGAACACUGUAGAGGAGCUUGAUCAAAUGCAUUGUUCAAUGGAGAACUUGUCUGACUCUUCUGACAUGGAGAAGGAAGACUUUGAGAUCAUUCAACCCAGUCAGGUGACAAACAGACAGUUUGACUUCUUCCAUCCAAACCCCUUCACUGAUGGUGAUGUAUUUGGAGAUGACCAUUUUCCAAAGGUUGAUGUUACAGAGCAAUUACCCAGGGACCCGUUUAGAGGCACAGACCCGUUUGCCUCUGAUGCUCUCUUGGUUAACAUGUCAGAAGAAACGCAUUGUCAGGAAGACCUCAUCAGUCUUCCAGAAACUGUACACUACCCUCUCCAGUCUGUCGUUAAAGACUACGGUACUUUUAACACUCCCAUCAACAGGCCACAGUCCACUGGAAAGCCUGAUAGUGGAGUGUCCAUGUCCAGGAGUCUCAAAUCUGGCAGCGAUGUAGAUUCUGAGUGUGGGACAAACGCCACACCAAACCAAAACGGUGACGCUGUGAAACCAGAUCUAUUAGCUGAAGCUGUUAGUCCUCAGUGUGAUGAAGAGUGGGUCCAUGAAUCAGACUCGAGUCACAGUUCAAUGGUGUUUAAUUCCAUUGAUGCUGAUUCCAAUGUAUUUGCUGAAGAGGAGGAGGACAGGGUUGACGUUCAGACUGGAUCCGGUUUCAUUAAAAGAGCUAACUCUCUGUGUGGUCUACAUGGCAUCAUUGCAGGGUCUUAUACUGAGUUUCCUCUAAGUCCAAGUGACCCUGAUCCACUCCCAGGCCAUUUCCAGAAGACAUUUGAACAUCAUAUUAUUAACACUUCUGAACAAAAUGCUACAAAUGCCAAAGAACUCAGAGAUACUGAGAGUUUAUCUCUAGAAAACAGUCCAGGUCCUCUGUGUGAACAGCUGCAUGAUAUAAAUAGUAAUCCUUCUAGCUCUCCUUCCAUUUCUCCUCCUCAACCUUCUGCUUCAGACGAAUAUGACUUCAAAUAUGGAGAUAUGUUCUUCUUCACUGUGAGAUUAGAUCCUGGUAGCCCUGAACUACAUAAUCAAAGUCCGGCUUGUACUGAGCCCAAAGAUGAGUCCCAUGGCCCAAUGCAUUGGAAGGACGCCUCUUUGAGCCCUGAUUUCAAUGAUGUAGAUGAAUUUGAAUGUUCCAGUCCAAAGCCUGAAGAUACAGAACAACACAACCCUAUCACCAAUGACCAGGACACUGGCAGUAAUCCUCCUAAACACGAGGAGAUAUUAGUGCCUGAUUGUGAAAAGGUGGUUUUAGAUACCCCAAGUCUUACAUUUGAGGAUUCAAAUGCUUGUCAAAAUGUUCUUGAUUCAGAGCGGAAUGACCAAUGCAUGGCAAGUCCAGAUGUAGCUGAACCUGUUCCUGAUUCAUCCAUCCUGAACACCGAAAGCAACCCGCCUAAUUCUACAUCUCAAGACCUCUUUUGUCUGUUCAGUAACACACAGAGAUCAGCUACUGACCAGUUUUAUGCCAAUAAAACCAUCAAACCGUCAUCCUCUGAAUGCGUGGUCAUGAGUAAACUUGAACUCCAGUAUUUUGACCCGUUUAGUCCCAUACCUGCUGAGCCAGUCAAAAGCGUGUCUGAUUUAGAAGAAAUGAACGCUGUUAACUCAUUCUAUCAUGAAGCUCCAAGACUAGAUUCUGGUUAUCAUGAAGUUGGUACUCCUACACCUUUUAGUCCAGAACCUGUUGACUAAACCAAAUGUAGCAUUGAUCUUCAAGACUCAGGUUUGGAAGCCAGAAAGCAGAGCAACUCUGAAAUCCACGUCCCUGAUCCUUUUAGCCCCGAAUCAGUCGAUACAGCGAUAUUUCACUCGGAAACAGAAAACUGUGAAUCUGGUUAUAUGUUUACGACAUGUCAACCCAUAAAUCCUCAACCACUUUACACAGAUUUAAAUCAUCUGGAGGAGAAGCAGAUAUCCUGUGAUCAUCUCAGUGGAUCCGAACUUGAUGAUUGUUACCCCUUUGGUUCUUGCCCAUCUAAUGAAGCGAGCUAUGCUUAUAGUAGUGAAGAAAAACUCAUUGAACCGAUCCGAGAAGUAUCUGAUGCUUCACGAGAAUCCAAACCUAGCUCUAUAGUGUCAAACGCUAGUGAUUCCUCUCAAGUAUUUCACUGUGGCUCGGUGUGGGGAACCUCUAAAACGAGCUUUCCAGACUCUGAAGUGCUCGACCCAAUGAAAAACAACAUUUUUGAUUUUAAUACAAUGGAUGGCUCAUUUGUGUCCGAUGUAAGCCAACAAGUUGAAGAGAAUACACAUGGUGCUGGAAAAGUACUGAAAAACACCGACCUGACUGAAGUUGACUAUUUCUGUUCUGAGCUCAGUAAAAUGGUAUCUUCAAGUUCAUCUGAUUUUGUUCAACAGAGUGUUGCUGAGAUGUUAUUCGGCGCUGAUCCAAACACCUCAAGCUUUUACCCCUGGGAUUUUGAAAAGCCGCAACACAGUUGUUAGUUUUCACACCUAUUGUGUUUUAAUUGGUCUCAUUAAAUAACAGUUGCAUUUUCAUGAAGUUUCCAUUGUUAUAUGGCUAAACGAUUGUAAAUGUCAAAGUUUCUAAACAUCAUGUGACUCACUUUUGUAGAUGCAUUUCUAAUUGUUGUUUAGUUAUGUAGUUUCCAUAAAUUUAUUUAUUUCUUUAUUUUUAAAUGUCAAUUAUAGCCAAAU
Carassius gibelio (silver crucian carp) is the source of this 3060-nucleotide messenger RNA. RefSeq lists its product as uncharacterized. NCBI's taxonomy places the organism in Eukaryota, Metazoa, Chordata, Actinopteri, Cypriniformes, Cyprinidae. The coding region runs from base 1 to 2094 and encodes 697 amino acids. The transcript has 6 exons. The record is from RefSeq and is a predicted model, not a curated record.